Stegostoma tigrinum is the source of this 10750-nucleotide messenger RNA. RefSeq names its product bromodomain adjacent to zinc finger domain, 1B (gene baz1b). Gene Ontology annotation, cellular component: WICH complex. The record is from RefSeq and is a predicted model, not a curated record. The transcript is spliced from 19 exons. Gene Ontology annotation, biological process: chromatin remodeling. Bases 247 to 4971 code for a protein of 1574 amino acids. Gene Ontology annotation, molecular function: histone H2AXY142 kinase activity; protein binding. Lineage: Eukaryota; Metazoa; Chordata; Chondrichthyes; Orectolobiformes; Stegostomatidae.
GGUCUGCUCGGUGGCGGGAGGUGUCGAUCGGCCGCCGGUCAGGAGCCGAGCUGCGGAACAUCCCGCCAUUUUUGAACUCUGCCGCUGGAGCCGGGGCGUGAGGAUCGCGCCUUCUCUUUCACUUUUGGGCGAUCGGAGCAGCCGAGAAACGGACAGUCCUUUAACCUAUUUUCCCCACCCUCCCCCUUCCCCAUCACCACCGGCAGGAGCUCCCUUUGAGAGCCGAGCCGGCUGGCCGGCUGGACCAUGGCGCCGCUGCUGGGCAGGAAGCCAUUCCCGUUGGUGAAGCCGCUUACAGAUCUGUCGGCAGAGGAGACUAUCUAUGUGAUCGAGCACAGCGGAGAGGGGUUUCGGAGCAACGAAGAAUAUGAAUCUCGAUUGUCUAGAUAUGCAGAGCGAAUCUGGACAUGUAAAAGCACAGGCAGCAACCAACUCACACACAAAGAGGCCUGGGAAGAGGAGCAAGAAGUAACUGAGCUGCUAAAGGAAGAGUAUCCAGUGUGGUUUGAAAAACCUGUAUUAGAACUAGUCCAUCACAACACAUUGUCUCUAGACAAAUUAGUUGACAAAACAUGGAUGGAGAUCAUGACGAAGUUUGCUAUUGGAGAACACUGCGAACUCCAGGUUGGGGAAAAUAAAAUUCUUCCCGUAAUAGUGUUAAAAGUCCAUCCUCUAGAGCCAAAGGAAGAACUAUCAUCUCAGAAGAAAACUGAUGGAUCCUGUGACUCACCUUCCAGUGACAAGGAAAAUUCCAGUCAGGUGGCACAAGAGAACCUUGGUAUGGAAGUCUGCAACAAAGUUGAGGACAGCAAGAGGGAAAACAAUACGAGUGACAGAGCUCGUCGAUCACCACGAAAGUUGCCCACAAGCCUCAAGAAAGAAGAAAAGAAAUGGGUCCAUCCAAAAUUUCUGCCCUACAAAUAUGAUGUGAAGCUUCAGGAAGAGGACAAAAUAAUUGCUAACGUACCAGUUGAAAGUCUCAUCCGAUCGGAGCGGCCGCCAAACAAAGAAAUCUUGCGAUAUUUCAUCAGGCACAACUCCAUGCGAAUGGGGAUGGGAGAAAAUGCACCCUGGGUGGUGGAAGAUGCACUCGUGCAGAAGUAUGCACUACCCAGUAAAUUCAGUGACUUCUUGUUGUCUCCGUAUAAGCCUCCUAAAUGGACUGAAGAUGAUGAGUACAUGAUUCAUAACCCUGUUGUGAACUUAGGAAAAAGGAAAAGUACUGUCUCACCAGAAGGUAAAACCUCAAAAAAAACAAAAGGAGAUGGGGACCCUAGCAAAGAGAAAAAUAAGAAGCGGAAGAAUGGUAGCAAAGAGAAGCUUUCUCGGAACCCUCCUUUGAGCCCAACAUUAUGGGGUCAUGUGCAUGUGAAAAAGGCAAUGAAUGGGACUGGAACGGCAUACAAUUCCAAAAGGUCGCCAGAACAAGAACUGGAAGAAGUAAUGAAGAUUGUAACACCAACCAAAUUGAACACCAACUUCCACAUUCCCAAAAAGUGCUCCAGUGCUGCUCGGAACUUAAAAAAGCUGCAAGCUAAGGAUAAAGUGAACAAAAAAGAGAAAUCCAAGAACAAGGCUAAGUUGCUGAAUGGGCAGAAGUCAGCAGGAAAUAGCAAAUCUCCAAAAAAGAGUCUGAAAACUCCAAAGUUGAAGAUGAAACAGAUGACGCUUUUUGAGAUGGCAAAAUCCAAUACAUCCAAGACUGGAAAAUCCCCAAAGGGUGUUGGAGGAGCCUCAAGAUCUAUGUCUAAACCUCAGAAAUACCUGCCACCUUUGGCCUUACAAUUCCUUCGAUAUUACAAAGAUAAUAAGGGAAAGGAGGAGAAGAAAGGUGCAGUGUCUGCAUUCAUCACCCGGGUGGCCAAAGUGCUUUCUGCUGAAGAACGUGCUCGUCUACCAGAGGAAGUUGGUGAUCUUGUUCAGAAACGUUAUGAGAUAUUGGAGCACAAGAGGAAAUGGGCAAUGAUGACUCUAGAAGAAAGAGCAGAUUAUCACAAAAAAAAGCGUGAAGAGCUAAGGAAAAAACUAAAGGAAAAAGCUAAAGAACGGCGGGAGAAGGAGAUGCAAUUAAAACUGGAAAAACAGAAGAGAUUUGAAGAUCAGACUCUUGCGGGAAAGAGCUUACCUGCACUUAAGCUGGUUGAUACACCUGAAGGGCUUCCAAACACACUUUUUGGUGAUGUUGCUAUGGUGGUCGAGUUCCUCAGUUGUUAUGCUGGUCUGCUAAUGCCAGAUGACCAGUAUCCAAUUACUGCAGUCUCCUUGAUGGAAGCACUGACCUCUGAAAAGCGAGGUUUCCUCUAUUUGAAUAGAGUUCUGUUGAUUCUCCUUCAAACUUUGCUGCAAGAUGAAAUUGCAGAAGACUACAGAGAAUUGGGGAUGAAGCUUUCUGAAAUCCCUCUUACCUUGCACUCUGCUUCAGAGCUAGUUCGGCUCUGCAUGCGCAAGUCAGAUGUACAAAAUGAAAGUGAAGCAUCAGAAAUGAAUGAAGACAGCAAAGAUUCUAUGGGAUUUGAAGAUAAUGAAGUUGCAGAUGAAUUACUGGAUAAGUUGGAAACUUCUGAGUUUUUUGAACUGACCCCAGAAGAGAAAGUAAAGAUUUUAUCAGCGCUCUGCCAUCGGAUUCUGAUGACAUACUCUGUUCAGGAUCACAUGGAGGAUUCACAGCAUAAAUCUGCAGAGCUGUGGAAGGAGAGACUGGCCAUGCAAAAAGAAGAAAAUGAUCGGAAGAAGGCAGAAAAGCAAAAGAAAAAAGAGAUGGAGGCAAAAAAGAAAGAGCCAGAAAACAACAAAAUGGGUGACAAGAAAAAGCUAGAGAAGAAGGAAUUUGAUAAGAAGCUAGAAGUGGACAAAGGUGGAAAUGAUUUGUUAACUGACGUCAAUGGCAGUGAAGACCUCAUUAGUGCAAUUAAGAGCAGGCGAUUGAUGGCAUUGCAGGCUAAAAAAGAGAAAGAAGAGCGGGAAAAGCAAGAAAAAGAAAGGAUGGAGAAGGAGGUGGAAGUAGAAAAGAUUCGUAAACACAAAGCAGCAGCCGAGAAGGCCUUUCAGGAGGGAAUUGCAAAAGCCAAGCUUGUCUUGCAUCGAUCACCGUUGGGCACAGACCGUAACCACAACAGAUACUGGCUGUUUUCGGAUCUGGUGCCUGGUCUGUACGUAGAGAAGGGUUGGGUGCAUGAUAGCAUUGACUACAGCUUUACCAUUCCUGAAGAAUACACCCAACAUGAAGAAGACCAGGAUUCCAAAAGUAAUGAUGAUGAUAGCAUUGCUGACAGCAGCUUAAAUGACAGUGGCCACCAGGGGUCCUCCCAUACUGCAGAUAUUUGCAUUGAAACCACUGUACCAAAACAAGGACAAAACCUAUGGUUUAUUUGUGACACUCAGAAAGAACUCGAUGAACUCCUAAACUGUCUUCACUUGCAAGGUGCCAGAGAGAGUGCUCUCAAAGAACGUCUUCAGAAAAAGUAUCAAGAUAUCCUUCACUCACUGCACUUGGCACGGAAACCAAACCUUGGCCUCAAGUCCUGCGACGGUCAUCAGGAGCUCCUCAAUUACUUGCGAACUGACCUAAUUGAAGUGGCAACACGACUGCAAAAGGGAGGGCUAGGAUACAUGGAUAAAUGUGAUGAGUUUGAGGAGAGGGUACGCUCGUUGGAGAGCCUGAAAGAUUUGGGUGAGUGUGUGAUCACACUACAAGAGUGUAUAGUAAAGAAAUUCCUGCAAGGUUUUAUGGCUCCCAAGCAAAAGAAGAAAAAAGCAGGCGAAGAAACAAAAGUAGAGGAAAUCGAUGAGGAGAAAAAAAUGGCUGAAGAAGCUAAGGUUGCUUCUGCCCUGGAACUAUGGAAGUGCGCUAUACAAGAGGCUCAGACUUUCUCUCGUAUGCAUGUACUGCUCGGAAUGUUGGAUGCUUGUAUCAAGUGGGAUAUGUCAACUGAAAAUGCCCGAUGCAAAGUGUGCCGUAAGAAAGGUGAAGAUGACAAGCUGAUUCUGUGUGAUGAAUGCAAUAAGGCCUUCCACUUGUUCUGUUUGAGACCAGCUCUCUACAUGAUACCAGACGGAGAGUGGCUAUGUCCAGCUUGUCAGCCAGCCACAGCUAGACGUGGCACUCGUGAUAGAAAUUAUGCUGAGGAGGAAGACGAAGGUAAUGAGAAUGAGGAGGAUGAAGAAGAGGAAGUAGAGGAGGAGGAAGAGGAAGAAGAGGAGGAUGACUAUGAGGAGCGAGGAGGUCCCAGACUCAGAUCGAGGCCCAGGAAAGCUGCCAAAGGAAAACCAGGCUCUCAGGGCCGCCCUCCUAGGCAGGCCAAACAGCCGGGAAGAAAAAAGUCCCUACACGGUCACAGCAGGAACACUCGACACAAGACAUCACCUGUCAACGGAGUGGACAUUGAUGAGCUGGUGCAACAAAGAACAAAAUAUAGGUCACGGAGACUAAAUUUGGAGCUUGCAAAAUGUGAAGAAAUCUUGAACAAAUUAAUCAGAUCAAGAUAUAGCUGGCCUUUCAGAGAGCCUGUGACAACUGAUGAAGCAGAAGAUUAUUUUGAAAUAAUCACUAAACCUAUGGACUUGCAGACCAUGCAGAGCAAGUGUUUAUGCAGCACUUACAAAACUGUUGAGGAAUUUCUUGAGGACAUUAAACUGGUAUUUAACAAUGCAGAACAGUACAAUCAGGAGGGUAGCCAGGUCCUUACCUGUGUGGAAAAAACAGAACGAUGUUUCAUUGACAUGUUGCGAAAACAUCUUCCCAACUACAACUACAGACGGGGCAAACCACGAAAAAGUAUCCAGAAACGAAAAAGGCUGGUGCAAGUAGAACUAGAGGAGGGAGAGGAGGAGGAGGAGGAGGAUGAUGAAGAGGAGGAAGAGGACGAGGAGGAGGAGGAGCAGGAAGAAGAAGAAGUGGUAGACGAUGAGUAUGAUGACAGUGACGCAGAAUCAAGUGAACAUUCCAUCCCACCGCGUAAGCGCCGGAAGUGAAUUGAGUAUAGUUGAGCUUUCUGAAUAAUGGAUGUAGUAAUUAUUUUGGAAACUGCAGACUUGUUUGUACUUUAAAUGUUUACGUUGACUGAUUUAAAAUAUUGGAUCAAAUACAAAACUUCAACCAAACCUGGACAUUUUCAUAGGAACACAAAAAUGUUGAAGUCUAAAGCUCUUACAGAUUUUUUGAUACUGUUGUUAAGUUGGGAGAUCCUGAGGGCUGAAAGUUCCUUGUUUUGUUGAAAAUAGUUGUGAAAUUAAGAUCACAGACAAGGAGCUCUGUUGUUCUGAUUUUAUGACCAUAGAGUGGAUCUUUCACAAAAAAUUCUGCUCCUUGGUAUCAGCUUUCAGCAAAAGCUUUCUGAUUUGUUCAUCAUAGCUGUGGAAGUGGUCAAUUCAGAAAAUUAGACAACCCCUCGAGUGUUGGUCCUUGGUCCUUCUUAAUAACACUGCCUCGCUGGAGAGAGUGUACAAUUAAUGGAAAUUCAGCUGAUUGCAGGCCAAGGUAUUUCACAGUGCCAGAUGAUACACAUUGCAUCACCAGCAUCUGUUUUAUCCAGCUGUUUUAGGUUUGACCAUAUGAUUGAAUAUGUGCAAAAUUAUCUCACAUUGAUCGCAACAGUAUUUGUAAAUGUACAGCUGUUCUUUAUAAUAAGGAGAUGUAUCCAUCCACUUUGAGGAGAAUCCCUGCCCUUGAAUGUUUUGCCAUCUGAAACAGUAAAAUGAGCUUUUCAUAUGAACCACCAGCCAUCGUGUAACUUCUGUCACCUGUUUAAUUGACUGUGGUUGAGAAGGUAUCAGUUGCCUGAUGAACAUGUGAUCUUGUGCAGGAUGUUUAGUUCAGAGUCAACUCAGUUUCAAAACUGAACUGUAAUCAGUUCUGCAUGUAAUGAGCAAUGGUAACUGGUUUAUACGCUUAGGCCGUCUAUCUUGAUUUAGCUGAGGGUCCAACCAAACGGAUGUUAUUGAAUAGUACAUUGGGUGUCUCUAGAUUCUUGAAAGAUUCUAAUUUGCCCUACACACUAAUUGGUGCAGGGAAAUAGCACCCAGACUCAAUACAGAUGUGCUACCACAUUUCAUGCUUGUUGGCUGACAACAAUUCUGUGUUUGACAUAUAAGAUUCUCUUUUGAUCUGCCUGACCAUUCUGGCUGACCAAAUAGUUCUCAUGCAACACCAUUGGAUUUUUAAACUGAAGAAUUGUAAAAUACUCCUUUUUGUGCGGAGAUUUGUACAGUGCAUACAGAUAUGUAGAUCUAACCAGAUUAAGAUCCUUGUGUUUCAAGUUGUCAAAAAAGUUGUGACACAACUUGAAUUUGUUUUCAUCUUUGUUACUGUAGUUUGUAUAAAUAAUUCUUAUUAUUUGAGUAUUUGUGAGCAACAAAUCCUUCAAGGCCCUUUUCACAUCUGCAAUUUUUUUCAUGGAGAGAGGGGGAAGGAAAGCACUGAUCUAAAAUUUUCUUUGUUUCUUUUUGAGAGUUUCCCCCUCUUUCCACUUGGCGUUUUAUCACCGUUCCCAGUCACUCUCAGUUGUGUAGGCAAGUGAUGUAGAAUAAAACAGUGGAAUUUUGACAUUGUAUAUUUUCCCAAAUGUCUGUGGUAGUUGUUUGGGGAGGGCUAUGCUUGUAUUAAAAACAUUUUUGGACUUUUAAAUAAAAGCAAUUACAUUUAAAACUUUGCAAAAAAGAAAGUAAGGGUUAUGUGUGCCCUGUAACAACAACAUCAAGAUCACUCCCUUUAGUAUUUGGACGUUUUUUUUUCAAAUGAGUAGCUGCCUGGAAACUAAUUGUUUUCACUGGCUGGCAGGAAUUGUCUGGCUUUUCUAGAUUUUUUUUCCCCACAGCUUUUGAGUUUAUCUUGUGUGUCAGUGACUACAUCUCUCUCUGUCUUUGAGUAUUUCUUCUGGUGACUUCUCCAUAUUUCCCUUGCUCACUGCCCUGGGCUCUCUUUCCUGUUGUUUGCUCUAUGUCUUGCUCUCAUGCUGUCUUAUCUCUGGCAUGCUCUCUACUGGUGUUCCCUCUCCCUUUCUUGCUCUCUUCUUCCCUCUGUGUCAUGUGCGUUCGCAUACGUAUGAAAAUAAUCUUGCGAUUUCCAUGUUUUUUUAAAUUGGGACAUGAUAUGUUUCUCUAUCGUUGUGUGCAUCUGUCCCCCUCUGUCAAUUAUGUGUGAGUGUGCCUUUGUUGUUGAGAGACAAUACAUUUCACGAUCCAUUUGUCUACAUCUACCUACUCCUGUGUCAGCAAUCAGACUCCCAUAUGCAUUCUAUCUGUAAUUUGAGAUUGCUCCAAAGAGGACCACCUGCCCUCUUUUCUUUCUUCCCCCCUCUUCACCCUGUUGAAUAUGGCACCUGUGAUUAGACACUUAUGUAAUUGAGUUCUUCCACAUAGCAACAGUGAGGACUCUUCAGAAGUACCUCAUUAGUGUGAAUACUGAUGUAACAAUGCCCCCUUUUUUUUAGAAAAAAAGGAAACUUUCUUCAAGUAUAAAGCACUUUAACGCGCCAUUCUUCACAGGCAAUACUCAGCAUUGGCACAUACAGCCUUAGAUAUAAAAUUUAAAUGUGCUACUUCUUGUAUAAUUAUAGAGUGUCAUAUGUUUUUUGGAGCAAGUCCAAAAGCCUAAUCUAUCUGGAUUUUGUGUUCCCUAACUAACUCAUGUAUUGGGAGAGAAUGUUGACAUGUAACUGAAAUAGUUUUUGCAUUUUGGUAGACACGUGGAGGCCUGCUGAGCAUUGGAAAUGUGUGAAUUUUACACUUCUAAUUAUCUUGAAGAUUCAGGAUGUCCAAGAAUUAUGUGCACUGCAUUGGUGUAUACAGAGAAAACCAAAGAAGGCAAGAAUUGGGGGGAUUAAAAGGAAUUUAAGAAAGGGAGCAUUAAUAAACUAAUCAAACUUGGAAUGAACCCUGUUCUAGAUUAAUUGCAUCAGUGUAUCUUAAAAGAAGAAAGCACUAUUACGUGUACAAGAAAACUCACUAUAAAAGGGAAUAGUUCCAGAAGACUGUCAGCUUUUCAUGUGAUCCCCACACUUAUACAUUGGUGGGAAAGAUAAGAAAAUCCUUAUUUAACGAUGCCAUGAAAAGAUCUUUAAGUCAGAAUUCAGUGUAGUUAGAGUGGAUUUUAAAUGUGAUAGCAAAGUUUGACCAACUCUUUUGUGGUGGUAGAGUAAUGUAGCAUGGAAACAGAGACUUUGGUCCUUGCUGACCAGAUAUCUUAAACUGAUCUAGUCCCAUUUACCAGCAUUUGGCCCAUAUCCAUCUAAACCCUUCCCAUUCAUGUACCCAUCCAGAUGCCUUUUAAAUAUUGUAACUACCCACAUACUCUUUGAAGAAGUAAUGAUGGGUAUACACAUUUAAUACUGUUAAGCUUUCAAAAGGAGCGCAAUAAGGUGUCAAGUUGAUUCCGGCUUAAGUGGUCAAAGGACAGUAGCAAAGUAAAUAGCAAAGUAUUUACAACACCAAAAUGGGAGAAUAAUCCUCCAGUGUUACUGCUAUCUCCAAUCUGAAACCACUAUCAAACAAAUUUUCCUCUCUUUCAGUAGACUCCUGGUCCACUUCUCAAACUGUGCCCAGCACCACCUAUCCUUCAUAUUGUACUUUUCCACACAAUUACAUAUGUAGUACCAGUCCCUUUACCUCUUCACUCUCAAAGUAUUCAAACACAUCUUCCAGGUGAAACAAUAGCUUUGCUCCUGUAUGCAGUAUUUGCUGUUUUCAAAGUGGUCGGUUCUACUUUGGUAAGAGCAAAGGUAGUUUGCGUGUUGAAACAACUUCUAGUCCAGAAACUAGACCUCAAGCUUUUGGUCACCUGUCAUUUGGUUCUCCACCUUGAUCCCACGCUGACCCCUCAUAUAAGCUUUCAAUGAUCGAAUGUAAUCAUAAGGAAGAUCAUCUUUUGAUUUGGCACUUUCAGGCUCUAUGGACACUUUAUUGAGUAUAACAUUUUCUGACAGUCACCUCUGUUCCCACGUUUACCUUCUGUUUUACUCUCUUUCUCUUCAGACAGCAACUCUUCAUCAUUUUGCAUUCAUACUCCUCUAGAUUCCCAUUUCCCCAGUCCCCUUGGGGUUGGACCACCAACUGGUGUUUAAUCUCUCCUACCUUCCACCCCUCGUGAAACUCUUCCUUUUGUCUCUUACCCCCUGAGUUCCACUUUUUUUCAUUUUUCACUGGCUUCAAAUAUAUUAUAUCUUUUUGUUUCUCCAUAUCUGAGCCCUGACCUACUGAGUAUUUCCAGCAUUUUCGAUCUUUAUUUCAGAAUUUCAGCAUCUAUAAUAUGUUGCUUUGAUAGUUCCCUGAGCUAGGUUCUGAGGGAGCUGGCUAAUGUAAUGUCACUUAAUUCUUCAUUGAUGGGACAGAGUCUUCAAUGAUUUCGAUAUUUUUGCUAAAGGAGUUGGUAGCCCACUGGUGUUGAGCAGAUUGUUCUGUCAUAAUUUCUGGAAAUAAAGUAUUGAAUUUGGCACUUUGUGCAUCUUUGAUUUAUCAGCUGUUGUCUUCUUGUGUCUGCAAUCUUCCUUGAGUGCAAACAUCAUAGUUCAUGCUGAAUGAAUGAGUUUUUCGCAUUUUGCAUAACUUUAUUACAAGAUACACUUUCUAUCUUGAGGUAGCAGCCUCAUUACAGUGCAUCAGCAUGGAAUUGUAACCUUCGUCCACUUCUCACAAAAUGCAACAAACACCUGGAGUUGUUGCAUUGGAUUUAAUAAACAUAACAAGUGUUACUGCUGUGGUCACAGUGUUCAAGUCCUGGCUCAAAGUCACACAUUGCAUGUGUUUUCUGUAAAAUGUCUGUAAAAGGUUUGUGGUGGUUAAAAAUAUAAGGAACGUCAAAGAAUGGCCAGAAGAUUCAUCGGGGGAUGAAUUUAGAACAUGAAAGGUAGCUAGUUAGGAACAUAAAAACAACCAAGUUUUUACAGAUGUUUAAAAAGGAAAAAGAAUGGGUAAAGUGAAUGUUAGUCCUCUGGAGAAUGAGAAUAGGGAUUUAAUAGCAAAUAAUAAGAAAAUGGUGGAGGAAAUGAAUGAAUAUUUUACUUCCGUGUUCACUUAGAGGAUUUUGUUUUAAUUCAUUCGUGGGAUGAGGGCGUCGCUGGUUAGGCAAGCAUUUAUUGCACACUCCUAAUUGCCCUGAGGGCAGUUAAGAGUCAAUGACAUUGCUGUGGAUCUGGAGUCACAUGUAGACCAGAUCAAGUAAGGAUGGCAGUUUCUUUCCCUAAAGGACAUUAGUGAACCAGAUAGGUUUUUCUGACAACGGAAUCAUGGUCAGCUUUGGACUUCCAGGGGUUUUUGUUAGUUGAAAUUUGAUCCUCUGCCAUGGCAGGAUUCUCACCUGGGUUCCCACAACAUUAUCUGGAUCUCUGGAUUAAUAGUUCAGCAAUAACACUACUAGACCUUCACCUUCCCCAUUUUCCCAUGAUGAAAGCAUUCUAGUAAUGGCUGUAAAUAAAGAGAUUGAAGGGACAAAUGUAUUUAAUGAAAUUACAAAUGUGGAGAAGUGGUACUGAGCAAACUGCUGGAGCUGCAGGCUGAUAGGUCUAAAGGUCCAGAUGGACAUCAUCCUAGGGUCUCAAAAGAGGUUGCAAAGGAGCUAGUGGAUGGGUUAGUGUCAAUUUUCUAAAAUUCCCUUGAUUCAGAACAGGUUCGAUUGAACUGGAGUGUAGGAAAUAUAAUGCCUGUAUUCAGGAAGGGAGGGAGGCUGGAAACGGGAAACUAUAUUACAUUUAGUAUAAUGUUUGUCAUGGGUAAUGUUUUAGAAUCAAUCAUUAAGAAAGCAUAGUUGCACAGUUAGAAA